This is a messenger RNA of Melopsittacus undulatus (budgerigar), 702 nucleotides long. RefSeq names its product olfactory receptor 5V1-like. Bases 61 to 702 code for a protein of 213 amino acids. The transcript is spliced from 2 exons. Lineage: Eukaryota; Metazoa; Chordata; Aves; Psittaciformes; Psittaculidae. The record is from RefSeq and is a predicted model, not a curated record. Gene Ontology annotation, cellular component: membrane. Gene Ontology annotation, molecular function: odorant binding; olfactory receptor activity. Gene Ontology annotation, biological process: G protein-coupled receptor signaling pathway.
GAGUUCCAGCCAUUUUUCUUCCUUGAUGUUGUAGGCACAGAGAUUUUCCUCUUGGCUGUAAUGGCAUAUGACCGGUACGUUGCAAUAUGCCAUCCACUGCAGUACAUGACUAUCAUGAGUAGGAAGCCGUGUGCUCACCUGGCCACUGGCAUCUGGGUAGCAGGGCUGUUAAACUCCCUGUUGCACACAUCUUUGAUUUUUACACUCUCUGUUUGUGAUUCUAAUGAAGUUGACCAAUAUUACUGUGAUAUCCCUCCCAUGCUGGCCCUCUCUUGCUCAUCUACUUACAGUAGGGAACUGGUAGUUCUCACAGUUGCUGGAGCCAUUGGGGGCAGCGCCUUUGCCGUCACUCUGGUCUCAUAUAUCUACAUCCUGUGGACUAUCCUAUGCAUGAAGUCUCCUGAGAGCAGGCACAAAGCCUUCUCCACCUCUGGGUCCCACUUGACAAUGGCAGUAUGUCUCUUCUAUGGAACCACCAUUUUCCCAUAUGUGUGGCCUUCCUCCACCUACUUGCCUAAUCAGGACAGGAUAGUUUCCGUGCUCUAUGGAAUCCUCACUCCCCUGAUAAAUCACUGCUGGGUCACCUACACCGACGUGGUCUGGCCGCUAGGACCCCGGCCUGCCCCGAGGCCGCGGUGGCAGCCGCUGAACCUGCUGAGUCACGCUAGACCAGCAGAAGAGAUGCGGAAGGGCGGAGCGUGA